GACGACGAAGCGUAUACAAGCGCAAGGCACGCACGACUUUGCAUGCUCUCGAGCCUAGUUCCAAAAUUCCGUAACGGUGUCGGAGAACUUCGGCUUAGCGGUGUGUCGUGGGGGGGCAUCCUCAACAUGGGGCGCAGGUGAGCAAGAAUUCGGCGCAGACCAUCCUGGUACGCCAGAGCCUUGUUACUGCGUCCCAGUGUGGUAACGGUGACAACAAUGGCCCAAGUGGUAGCCCCCGUGGAAGACCGACAUGCCGAUGAGGAAGCUGUCCAGAUGAACGCACAGGACCGCAUGCAGCAUGUGGAAGAGGGCGGCAGGUUUCGGAAGGAUUCGCAGGUCGGUCUUGACGGAAACACCGUAGAUGCCGCCGCUGUCACUUUAGGGACGGCUCCGUCCAAAACCAUACCAACUCUCUAAACAAUCCGACGAGACCAUGAGAGCCUCCGGAGAGCACGCCGUCGACCAGAAAGAACGCUGUACCACACCUAGACCACUUUCUGCACGAGACGACAUUGGGACGCAGGACGGUCUCGAUAUCAACUGCGAGCACAUCGAGCCACCCAUUCUGACAACGAAGAUCAAACCCAUUGGAGAGGUCGGGGACUUCCAACACAACGCGGCCUACAAAGGAGGACCCCUGCCUGAUGCAGCGUCACUUCAAGCUUCACUUGUCCUCUGCGAAGAGGUCUUUCCAGGAGGACUUCCGGUAGCUCUUCCAGCACUGGAAGUGGUGCUUCCACCACCUGCCGGAACAGCAACGAACCUCGAGGCUUCGUUGACGGAAAGUGUCCCCGACGACGCGAAGACAGAGAAUCACGAGCUAGACUUCGUCGAACAUCUAAAAGAGGUGACUCGGCCGGGUUCGCCGUACAUCCAAGGGCUUAAGAACGGCACGGCAGACAUCUCGAACCGCCUCGUACACCCAGAAAGGGGUCGACCGAAUGAAAGCAAAAGAAUCCUCAAGGACUUUGCGUGGGAACAAACUGACGGUCUGUCUACGAUUCCGGAAGUUUCUGAAGGAGACUCCAGGAACUCUCGCGAGACUUCGAAGCUUAGCAUGGUUGACAAGUCUUCCUCAACCGCAUCAUUGUGCGCUUCUCUGGGGGUUUCAAAAUCGGAAUUGAGAGACUUGGAUGCUCUAGCGAUGCAGGAGUUGCGACGCGUUCGUGACCGCUCGACGGACAAGGUGGCCCACCUGGACGACUCGACGCAGACGAUAGCGUUGCAGACGGGAACUGGUUGGCGCAAAGUGCUAGCUGUCGUCUUGAACGUCUCCCUUUUCAUGGCUGGCAUCUAUUCGCACUAUGCUUUUGGGCACUAUUUGAAAGAUAUUUACGAGAUAGGGUUCGAGCAAUGAAGUCACUACCGUGCAGCGAGUGACAGGAAGUGUCCAAGCAUCCUCCUCCAGGUGCUCCCUGGUACAUCUGCGGUAAUCUGUAUCCGUGGUAAUUGGAUGUGGUAUGUUAUUUUUCAAUCUUGGUUAUGUGACGUGCCUUAGGUAGCUGGUGGAUUAUAUAUCCUUGCGGACACACCCCAUUACUACGGGCAAUUUAUAUCUAUUCCGGCGCUCCAUCUUCCUAUCUGCACAAACAUUGAUCUGUCAUUAAAAUGAACUGCAGCCAGUGA
This is a messenger RNA of Ornithodoros turicata, 1626 nucleotides long. RefSeq lists its product as uncharacterized. Bases 434 to 1357 code for a protein of 307 amino acids. The transcript has 2 exons. NCBI's taxonomy places the organism in Eukaryota, Metazoa, Arthropoda, Arachnida, Ixodida, Argasidae. The record is from RefSeq and is a predicted model, not a curated record.